CUCCUUCGUUUCGCUCGCGCCUCGCGUUUCCCCCGGCCUUCCCUGUCCCCACCCCUGUACGAGAGGUAGGCGUGUUGUUGCCCACUGCCUGAGAGCUGCAAGCUGCGGGUUUCACGAGCACCCGUUUGGACUUUGUCCAUCAGAGAGAGCAGCAAUGGCAUCAAAAUGGAACGCUACUGCAUCUUGGUAUUCCCACCCAGCAUAUGCAAGAUACUGGCAACAUUAUCAUCAUGCAAUGCUUUGGAUGCGAAGCCACCAGAAUGCUUACAGAAAGUCCGUAGAGUCCUAUUAUAAUUCUCCAUGGUUCUCCCCUCAUGGAGUUCUUUUCUCAAAUUCUCUGGCUUAUAAGGGUGGGUAUCCUUGGCAUUUUCAAGGCCAGCCCACAGCCGGGCAGGAGUUUCCCUAUAGUGCUUCCUAUCUCAAAAGCUCUGGGCAGCCUCUCUAUGUCUGCAGUAAGGCCCAGACAUCCACCAGAGAAGAGGAAACACCAGGUGAAGAGCAAGAGCUGGAGUCAGAGUCCGAUUCAGAUGACGAAGUAGAAUACGACCUGAGCAAUAUGGAAAUCACUGAGGAGCUCCGCCAAUACUUUGCAGAGACCGAGCGGCACAGAGAAGAGCGGCGGCGACAGCAGCAGCUGGAGGAGGAGCGCCUGGAUGACUAUGUGAAUGCCGACCAUGGCCUGUACUACAACCAGCACCGGUCAGUGGAGCCCCCAUCUGAGAAGCCUGGGGAGCGGCGCCACGCUGAGAUGAAGCGCUUAUAUGGGGAUAGUGCUCCCAAAAUCCUGGCCAUGGAGGCUGCUGUGCAGCUGAGCUUUGACAAGUACUGUGACAGCAAGCAGCCAAAGUACUGGCCUGUCAUUCCCCUGAAGUUCUGAGCCCUGGACACAGGGACCCCAGGGAAUACCUACUGAGCAUAGUUCCUAGCCUCUCCUUCAUCUCUUCUGAACUUUUUUUUUUUUCAGAGAAAGGACUGUAUGCCACCAUGAUGGAUUCAAUCUGUCAGCCACUUAGAAUUCUUUCAGCAGGAGGCAUACUAUUGCCAACACAAGGAAUGUUCACUGGCAUAAAAUGAUAAUCAUGUAUUGCACUGGCUCUUGGUUUUCUCUGAAACACUCCAAUGUAUUUAAAUUACUGCCUAGAAGCUGGACGUAGUGGC
Messenger RNA from Acomys russatus (golden spiny mouse), 1158 nucleotides. RefSeq names its product gem nuclear organelle associated protein 8 (gene Gemin8). Bases 155 to 877 code for a protein of 240 amino acids. The transcript is spliced from 4 exons. Gene Ontology annotation, cellular component: SMN complex. Gene Ontology annotation, biological process: spliceosomal snRNP assembly. The record is from RefSeq and is a predicted model, not a curated record. Lineage: Eukaryota; Metazoa; Chordata; Mammalia; Rodentia; Muridae.